Aegilops tauschii subsp. strangulata is the source of this 1617-nucleotide messenger RNA. NCBI's taxonomy places the organism in Eukaryota, Viridiplantae, Streptophyta, Magnoliopsida, Poales, Poaceae. The record is from RefSeq and is a predicted model, not a curated record.
AUGGAAGUCUCGAGGAAGGCGAAGCGUGCCGGCGGCGGCUUCGACGACCGGCUGAGCGACCUGCCGGACUGCCUCCUCCAUGACAUCCUGUCGCGCCUCAAGGCCCGGCAGGUCGUUCAGACGUGCGUGCUGUCGCGGCGGUGGCAGCACCUCUGGCCCACGUCCCCGUGCCUCGACGUCGAUAUCCGCGAGUUCCGCCCCGAUGCGACUCUAGGUCCCCGCCGGUGGCCGCUGAGCCCCGCCCAGCUCGCUGACUACGGGAAGGAGCCGGCCGAGCUCGCCGACUUCGAGGAUUUCGCCGACAGCCUUCUGGUCCAUCGGAUUCGGAGCGCCGGAGCUGCGCCCCUGCAAACCCUGCGGCUGCGCAUCCCGCCGUGGUGGUUGGGGUUGAGCGUCGUGCCGAUCUAUGUCAGCGAGAUCAACGCGGCCAAGUACACGAGGUGGGUGCGUCGCGGCCUCCAGUGCUCCCCGGCGGCGCUCGACGUGCGCGGCUCCGUCAAGCUGCCCCCUCUAGCCUCCUCCGGUACCCACCGCCUCACGAGCCUGCGCCUCGACCAGGUGACCCUCCACCGUGAUUUCGCGGAGCACCUCGCCUCCGGGCUCCCCGUGCUGGAGGACCUGCAGAUCACUGGCACCAUGUUAUCAGUAGCGCUCCCGAGGAUCGCGUCCGGCACGCUAAAAAACCUCGUGGUCGAAUCCUCCACCCACAACAGCGAGAGCCUGAGCUUCACCAUCGCCGCCCCUCGACUCGCGUCGCUGCACCUCACCGUUAACUUCCGGUGCCUCAUCUCCUUCGCCGUCGUCCUCGAGGAGGCGCCUUGCCUCAUCCAAGCAUCCGUCCGCCUGGUAGGGACCCCUGAUCUCCGGCACAAACAGGGGAUCGGCUACUACCUUCAGCAGGACAGGGAUCUGCUCAGGGCUUUUUGCAACUUCAUCGGCUCUCUGUCCCACGUCUGCACACUGAAGCUGCACGGCUUUGGCAACAUGACAGUAGUUGAGCAACCUAUACCCCAUGCGCCACCUCCUGGAGCUCAAUUCUUUCAAUGUCAGCCGGAGAUGCUGCACCCGUAUAUACCUCUUGUUCCACCACCUGGACCAUUCUUCUUUCCAGAUCAGCCGCCGAUGCCGGCGAUGCUCGACGGGGAGCACCACGGGUUACUGGUGUUUCGCAGCAUGAGGACCUUGGUCCUUGAGGAUUCCGAGAUUGGCGGCGAUGCUCACACGCUCUGGCGUUUUCUGCAUAAUGCUCCUGCCCUAGAGAAGCUAACUCUAAAGAACUGCCAGUGCCAUGAGUUCCCAAACACUUCAAUGAUGGAGCUACCUCGGACCGUAUCCCUCACCCCCAACCUCAAGUCGGUGGUAAUCAUCGAGGGCGACAGCGAUGGGAGCAUAGACACGGAGCAAACGAACGAGGCAGACUAUGAGUCCUACCGGGAACGGGCAGCCCGCCGUGGGAAGGAGAGGAUAAGGGCCGCCGAGGGCCGUAUCGCAGCGAAAAUGGCGGCGGCGGAGGCGGCUGAUGUGGCGGCAUGGGCAGCCACAGAGGAGGAAGCCAUCCACGCCCGCAUUGUGAAGAAACGACAGCGGAGGAACACGUGCGUCCUCGCCCGAGAGUAG